Aureobasidium vineae is the source of this 948-nucleotide messenger RNA. The record is from the annotation of a GenBank genome assembly. Lineage: Eukaryota; Fungi; Ascomycota; Dothideomycetes; Dothideales; Saccotheciaceae.
AUGCCGNUCGAGCACGACAACGUCCACGUUGUUGCUGUCAACGACCCCUUCAUUGAGCCCGAGUACGCUUACGACUCUGUCCACGGCCAGUUCAAGGGUACCAUCGAGGUCUCCGGCAAGGACUUGAUCGUCAACGGCAAGAAGGUCACCUUCUACACCGAGAGAGACCCCGCCAACAUCCCCUGGGCUGAGACCGGCGCCUACUACGUCGUCGAGUCCACCGGUGUCUUCACCACCACCGAGAAGGCCUCCGCCCACUUGAAGGGUGGCGCCAAGAAGGUCGUCAUCUCUGCUCCCUCGGCUGAUGCCCCCAUGUUCGUCAUGGGUGUCAACGAGAAGAGCUACAAGUCCGACAUCCAGGUCCUGUCCAACGCCUCUUGCACCACCAACUGCCUUGCUCCCCUCGCCAAGGUCAUCAACGACAAGUUCGGUAUCGUUGAGGGUCUCAUGACCACCAUCCACUCCUACACCGCCACCCAGAAGACCGUCGACGGUCCCUCCGGCAAGGACUGGCGCGGUGGCCGUGCUGCUGCCCAGAACAUCAUCCCCAGCAGCACCGGUGCCGCCAAGGCUGUCGGUAAGGUCAUCCCCGAGCUUAACGGCAAGCUCACCGGUAUGUCCAUGCGUGUCCCCACCGCCAACGUCUCCGUUGUCGACCUUACCGCCCGCCUCGAGAAGGGCGCUUCCUACGAGACCAUCAAGAAGGCCAUCAAGGACGCCUCCGAGGGUGAGCUUAAGGGCAUUCUCGGCUACACCGAGGACGAGAUCGUCUCCUCCGACAUGUGCGGUGCCAACGAGUCCUCCAUCUUCGAUGCCAAGGCCGGUAUCUCGCUCAACGACAACUUCGUCAAGCUUGUUUCCUGGUNNGUAAACGACAACGAGUGGGGUUACUCCCGCCGUGUCCUCGACCUCCUGGCCUACAUCGCCAAGGUCGACGGCAACGCAUAA